Molecule: messenger RNA, 2360 nt
Organism: Macroventuria anomochaeta
Lineage: Eukaryota; Fungi; Ascomycota; Dothideomycetes; Pleosporales; Didymellaceae
Product: ferric-chelate reductase-like protein
Exons: 3
Coding region: 35-2263 (742 amino acids)
Biological process (GO): copper ion import; iron ion transport; intracellular iron ion homeostasis
Cellular component (GO): plasma membrane
Molecular function (GO): ferric-chelate reductase activity
Source: RefSeq, a predicted model, not a curated record
UGCAACACCACGCUUCGCGCCGACUCUUCCACCCAUGCACAUCGCCUGGUGCACAACUUUGUUCAUCUUUAGUCUCGCAAAUGUAGCUGAUGCUCUGAGAUCCGGAAACUGGUGCCCCCGCGCUUGCGAUCUAACCCUUGGCUACGCAACGUUCAACGACACAGAUCCGUGGCUUUCCCGCAAAGUCCGACAAUGCCGAAGCGAUCUGAGAAUCACUUCGUUGUAUCUGUGCUUCGACGAAUUCUGUAACUGGAAUGACGGGGAGAUUCCGAAGUUCCUUGCCGAGAACAGCAAGUGGUGCGACGAGCAUGCGGGUGUAACGUUGCCUCCGUUCCACGAUAUUGUUGAUCGCUGGACUCCAGAGGAUAGAGCACAACUGCCGAGACAUAGCGCAGAGAAGGCUAUCAAAUGGCCAAUCUUGAACACUGCAGUACUGCCAGAGAAAGACUUCUUUGAGAGAGCAUUCACAACUUUGGAUGCUGCAUUCUUCGAGUACGAUAUUCAUCUUGUAUAUGGAUGGUACAUGUACUACUUCUGGGUAAUCCUCAUAUCAUUUGGUAUUGGAACCCGCCUCUUGUCUUUGAUCACCAACAUUAGACGUCGAGAAUGGCAAGCUGUUGCCAGCGACGAGUCAACUGCUCCAAAACACCAACGUGGCUUUCUGAGCCUGCCUCAUGCUUGGAUCAAACGUUAUGUUACCGUACCUGCUGCAUUCGGUGAGCGCUGUUCACAGCCUCUUGGUUGGUGCACAAUACCACCUCGAGCUCAAACACUCACGAUUGCUGCCUUCAUUCUCCUCAACGCAGUUCUGUGUUGUGCAAGCUAUCGAUUGACGGAUGGCAACCUGUACUGGCCAAAGAAGUCCGCUCAAUUGCUACGUUUUGCCUCCGAUCGAACGGGGAUUAUCUCGCUUGCCAACUUCCCUUUGGUAUGGCUUUUUGGCAUGCGCAACGAUGUGCUGAUGUGGUUGACCGGCUGGGGUUUUGGCACUUACAACGCGUUUCACAGGUGGGCCGCAAGGGUAGCAACUUUACAAGCUGUGAUUCAUAGUCUUGGGUACACUCUGAUGAUCUUUGAUAGCGGUGGCUUCGCGCAUUUUCUGGCGUAUUGGAAGAAACACUACUUCUGGAACGGCGAGCUGGCUACCAUCGCCAUGUCACUUCUCCUAGUAUUCUCAUUUUACGGCAUCCGCCGAGCACACUACGAGUUCUUCCUUGUCACACACAUCGCCCUCUCGAUUGCAGCACUGUGGUCAAUGUACUACCAUGUGGAAAUCUUCACCAACGGCGAAUGGAACAUCUUCAUCUGGCCUUGUCUCUUCGUCUGGAUCUUCGACCGCAUGCUUCGCGGUCUCCGCAUCCUGGCAUUCGAUUGGAAGUUCUGGAGUACUAAGGCUAUUGUCAGCUAUGAUCCAGCAUCCAACUUGGUGCACAUGAACGUACCGAUGCUGAGGAACCGCAUUGCGCCAAAGCCGGGCACGUACUACUACAUCUACGUUCUGAAUGAUCUGCUGUAUGUGCACCAGAACCACCCAUUCACACUGGCCUAUGUCGCAUCACCAAAGGAGAACGAGCACAUACGGCUCUCACCAGUGUCGUCAAGACCAUCUACACGUCACUCAAAUUCAGCUUCGUCCUCUGAGUCCGACGCGCUGCUUGCUCCGAAGCAUGCAGAGGUGUCAGGAGCAUCGAUGGUGUAUCUUAUCCGGCCCUACGAUGGCUUCACAUCGCGCCUCAAGAAGCACUGCCUCUCACGUCCCAAAACACUCCGUGUCAACAUUGAGGGACCAUACGGACAUAGUGUGCCUUUGCGCGAGUACUCGAACAUUCUGUUCGUCGUGGGCGGGACUGGAGUUGCGGUACCUUUGUCUCAUCUCGCUCAUCUGCUGGGCUCCGAGUCGACUGUACAAAGUGUAAAGAUCGUUUGGGCAGUCAGAGAACAUGCGUUCCUCGCGUCCAUGCUGCAGGAGUUCAAACCUCUGCUCGGCGACGAACGGUGCACCCUUGAAGUGCACGUUACUCAAGGUGUCGAACAUAAAGACGAUAUCCCUGAUCACACUCCACGCGGCGUGACAAUCGUAGUUGGCAGGCCGAAUGUGCACCUGUCGGUUGAGGGAUCAGCUCAGGAUGCUGGUCAACAGUCUCUUGCUAUCGUAGCAUGUGGUCCUGUAAAGAUGGCAGACGAAGCUCGCAAGGCUAGCGUACAGAUGCUUGCGGAUGGAUUCAGGGGUGUUGACUAUUUUGAAGAGUCCUUCAAGUGGUAGAACGAUCUGCAUACGCACGGCGUUUCGGCAGUUGCUUUUGGAUAUACACUUAGACUAUAUACCACUGCUAUGAGCCCUUCUCUGCAACAAGUUGACU